GAUGCUUUCAAAUACUGUCGAACAUUUCUUGAUCGCUUAAGAAUUUCACCACCAAACGACAAAUCCCGUCUCGAACAGUUGAAUUUUACUGAUACAAGGGUUCCUGGGGUACAUUUUGAAAAUUACAUAGGGCAAGUCAACAAGUAGUGGUAAAUAAAACAAUGUCCUAGUUUUGUGUUAUUGUACUUGAACGUAUAUACAAGUCGUAUUUAUGUGGUUGGAGUCUGAAAUGUCGGAGCCUAAUGGGAGACAUUGAAGGCGUCACAGCCCGACAUGUUGUCCCCUCCUCCAUAGUCCGCCUUGUUCCCUCCAUCUCUGCUGGUCUGUCAGUGCUCGGACGGUGACACAAGGUGCGGAGCAGAGUCCCACUCUUGGGGUAAUUUGAGGAAAGUCAGACGACACAUACGUCUUCAAAGGACAGUAAACGACCAUUUAAACUGAGACGACAGACAUUUUACCGCCUUGAAACUACAGUAAAAUGGAUCCAAUGACUCAGUCCGCCCAGAUAUCAUCGUCGCAAGGGAUUGCCGAUGGACAGAACUCAGCUGCUGCCAAAGAAUCAAAGCUAUCCGAUUCCUUUCUUUCCUCUUCGCCUGUAUCUCUCAUUCAGUCUCCUCAAGACAAAAGAGUGGGCUCUGACAAGCCCUGCGAAGGUGUUGCAACAUCCCUUCGCUUUCCUUCUCAACCUGGCUCAUUCACCCCUGGUAAUUACGGUAGUGAAGCAGGGCCGCCAGAUGGACAACCAGAUUCACCGAUAAAGACAUCUCCUGUUUCGGAGCGAAUAAAGGCACUGGAGGCUCUAGCUGCCAAAAAGAAGGAACCUGAUUUUAGAAAUGAUGGAGGUUUCUCUCACUUCAGAGACCGCCACUAUGACAAAUCUGAGACCACCAAAUCUCCCACUGAGGCCACCACCAAAUCUCCCACUGAGGCGACCACCAAAUCUCCCACUGAGGCCACCACCAAAUCUCCCACUGAGACCACCACCAAAUCUCCCACUGAGACCACCACCAAAUCUCCCACUGAGAUCUCCAAACCUCUCACUGAGACUACCACCAAAUCUCCCACUGAGAUCUCCAAACCUCUCACUGAGACUACCACCAAAUCUCCCACUGAGAUCUCCAAACCUCUCACUGAGACUACCACCAAAUCUCCCACUGAGAUCUCCAAACCUCUCACUGAGACCACCACCAAAUCUCCCACUGAGACCACCACCAAAUCUCCAACUGAGAUCACCACCAAAUCUCUCACUGAGAUCACCAAGUCUUCCACUGAGAAAAUUACACCAACUGUCCAGAAAAAGGGCAGUUCUGCUGAUCAGGAGUCACCGGAAUCCCCCUUUGAAGUACUUGGAGAUUUCAGACAAGUGAAUGAAUUUGAAGAAACUGAAGAGUGGAUGAAGGCUCAUUUGCCUCCUGUGCCAGACUUUGACAGUGUAGUUUUAAUUAAAGGCACCCUGACUUCAGACAAUGUAAUAUCAAAGAUGGAGAAGGAUGCCAACAUAGUUAUACCUGGUGCUCCUGCUGCCUUUGCUGGUGUCCCUGAUGCUUUCAUGGAUUCUCCUGCUGAAGCUCCAAAACUGAAGGAUGAGUUCAGUGAUGCACAGAAGCAGCAGAGUGUCGAAGAGGAGACUGAGUUUGACCUGAGCUUUUUGCCAACAGCCUAUAUGUGGGAUCAGCAGGAAAAACCAGGUGCCCAGGCUCCAACAAAUCUUGAUCCAGUGCUUCCCGCUUCGCCUGCACCUCCUGCAGGCUUUGAAUCCCAUUAUCCUCCUGUCCAACCACCAGUUGGCACAGAUGCUAAACAGAACAUUACAGAUGAUAAGAAGACCACAUGGACUGGAGAUCUGGAGCCCCCGGAGGCAAGUGAAGCUGACAGCUCAGGAGAGUCAGAUGACACUGUCAUUGAGGAUGGUGUCACUGUUCCUGCAUCUGUGGCUCCUCCAUCUUCUGAUCCAGCAGUAUCAAAAGAUCCUUCCCCUGCUUCUGCAGCUCCCAAUAUUCCCAAUGAGGAAAUGGAGUCUCCUCCACCAAAGUCGGAGAGGAAGUUAAUGCAGGUUCCAACAAUAAAUGUUAUUGAGACUGAUGAGCCAAAUUACAGUGAUGAGGAGAUGGAAAUGGAGCUUGAAGUAGAUGAGGAUUAUGAAGCUGUAAAAGACCCAGCUAUGGAGGCUACAAAAACCCCAGAACCAGAGUCAGAGGACAGUAAAAAUCAACCUCCUAAAACACGCCCCAUAGAAACUGAAUUUAUGGAAGGCUACUCUCCUCCAUCGUCGCCUGUGGACUCCGAUGCCGAAUACUCACCGAAACACAACAUCCUCACAUCUCUUCCUGAAACGAAACAUCAGGAAGCUACAUCAAAACCUGAGGCCCUACCCAAUCAAGCACAACCUGAAAGAAAUCACCCCACUUCCAGUAAAGUAAAUGAUGAAUCCUCCCCUUUCAUGGUCUCAAAUGAAGAUGUGGACUUCCCAGACAAUGAUGACGAGUGGUCAGAUGAAAUGCAAGAUAUCCUGGUUAAGCCUUGCAAGACUGAGCUUGCAUUCAUGGAGACAAAUCCUUACACACAAUCCAAGGUGGACGAGAAGAGCAACACAGCUGUUAAAGAGGCCUAUGUGGAGGAGGCUUCCCUCUCUAAAACCAGCUUCAUGCAAGAUGAUAUAUAUGACCGACAGUCAUUUGAUUAUGAUUAUGACGCAUCCUCCCCCUUGGAUGACAUUGAUGAUAAAGUGUUAAACAAUGCUAAGGAGCGGUUUCUUUCUGAUCCUUCUCAAAUCCACGUCGAAGCACUGAAUGUGAGCGGUCAAAAUCUGGAUGAUUUUACUACAGAGAAUGAUAACGAAGCCUUCCCCAAGCCAGUUGGUCAGCCAUCUCUAAGAGAAUAUCCCCAAGACCCAUAUUCUUCUUUCCAAAGUGAAACACUUAACAACAUCAACAAGCAAGAUUUCAAUAAGAACGUGACCACUGACAUAACCGAUACCAUGGCAAAUGGCAACUCCCUCCCUGCACAGAAAAGUGUCUCAAAGAUCCAGGAGGACACUAAAGAAGGUCACCAUGCACCUGACUUAACAAGCAACCCAGAAAGCACUGAGCAUGAGCCUACUGAUAGCUUUGUGGAGUUCAUGCGAGAGUGCCUGAAAUCAAGGCAGGAUGAAGAACCUGACAACACUGUCCAGGCUACUCCUUCUGAGAACAAAUUCUCUAAAGCUGGCGUGCCUCCUUCCCAUUCCCCUCCUACCAUGGUGAUGGAUCUAGAACAAGAACAGCUUACUAUCAAUGCCCUCAAAGAGCUGGGCAGCAGUCAAGAAGAGGAGGAGGGGAUAGCAUAUCUCCAGACAAAGGUUCCUGAACAGGCAAAAGCUAACCCCAGUGCAGCAUCUAUACAGCAGUCCUCCUUUACCUCAGUUCCUAAUCCUCCAUGUUCCCAAAGCACCCGUGUGUUUCACAGCACGUAUUCCAAAGAGGUGGAAGCCAUUGACGAAUGGGUGGCUGAAGCCUAUCAUCUUGCAGAGCAUGUCUUGACAGCAAUACUAACCCACUUAUCAGUUAAGGAUCUGAUCCACUGGCGAGACCCCAAGAAGUCUGGCUUGGUGUUUGGGCUGUCCAUGCUGAUGCUGCUGUCGCUGGCAGCCUUCAGCAUCAUCAGCGUGGCCUCCUACCUGCUGCUGGCUCUGCUCUGUGUCACCAUCACCUUCCGCAUCUACAAGUCCGUCGUCCAGGCCGUGCAGAAAUCCAGCGAUGGACACCCCUUCAAAUCACUGAUAGAGAAGGAUGUCAGCAUCCCCCCGGAGACUUUCCGCAAGCACGUGGACGCCAGUCUGACCUACAUCAACCGAGGCCUGAAGCAGAUGAGCCGCCUCUUCCUGGUCGAGGACCUUGUGGACUCCCUGAAGCUGGCUGUGGUCAUGUGGCUGUUCACCUACGUAGGAGCCGUCUUCAAUGGAAUCACCAUCCUCAUCCUGGCUGACAUCCUCCUCUUCGCUGUGCCUCCCAUCUACGAGAAGAACAAGACCCAGAUUGAUCAAUACAUCGACGUGGCACGUACUCAAAUCAACACCACAAUGGCCAAGUUGCAAGAGAAACUUCCCGGAGCCAUGAAGCGCAGCAAAACUGAAUGAUCAGCCCCCUCCCCCCAUUACAAACCUCCACGUCACCAUCAUCCUCAUCUCCAUCACCAUCUUAGAGCCCUUUACCUUCUCCAACCCUCCAGAUAACCCCGCCCCCAGUCUAACUCCUCCUCCCUACUCCAUCGACCAUCAACACCCUACUACACUGAACCUUGCUAGGUAGAAAAUCUGAGCUACUCGAUAUUCAAUGUAAAACUACUGCGCAGCUUAACUUGCAAGCAUUAAAAAGAACUGUGCCUGUGCAGACAGGAAGCGUGUCGCUAGCGAGGAAGUGAUGUAGCGCCGCGGCGGACCCUGACUGUCUGUGGGCGUGCCACAGGGGGAAUGGAGGCAGGGUCGAGUGAACUAGACUGAAUCUAUGACCUGGUUUCUUGGUGUACAGCGAGCAGGAGGGAGGGUGAUGGCUGUCUGUCACAAAAUAAGCAAAUGUCUGUACUUUAAACCACAUUUCCCUGAAGGUAAAUGGAUGUAAGCUGGAAAAGUUAAGAAAGUUAAGAUGAAAAAUGUAAAGCAAAAAAACACAACAAAAAAAAAGACUAAAGGCAACGUUUUGGGUGUUAUUGUGGCUAGUCCUAUCCUGCUCUCUUGCUCUGCAGCUGUUAUGUGGAUAGAUAUGAGUUGAUUUUCGAGGCUGGUAAUGGGUUUGCUGUUACUGAUCGGCCUGUUACUGAGUUAGUUUUGUUCACCUUACAGGCAUUUCUCUAUGUAAGUUUCUGCAAUGCACUGAACUUUUCUUUUUUAAACCCAGGAGCAGGUUGAAAUAAAGGAUUAGAAAACACUGAGCCAGCUGUGAUAAUUUGGUCUAGUUCACCCUCUUGAUCAGAUGCAUUUUUUGAAGUUUUCUGUAUGUAUAUAUACUCCUUAAGACAACUACAGGCUCUCUGCUGUAUGGAACACGUUAACCUCGCUUUUUAUAUCAAAGGAAGUUCCCUCACUGACAGCAGUCCUAACUCCUUUUGUUGCACCUGUUCAAGCCACAGUGUUGAGGUCUCUCUUGUAAAUUUUUAUUCUUCUUAUCACUGCUUAUUACUAUUAUUGAUAUUGAUUAUAGGAUGGCUGCUUUGACUCCCUAGUAGCUUGACAACAGCAUUGUUAGAGUUAUGUUAAGUGUCAUUGAGCUUCAUUUUAACCUGGAGGUCUUUCAGAGGCCUCCGGACAAAUAAUUCUUGAUUGUUCCAUAAGUUAAGAGAUUAUCUCUGAUGUGUUCUCACCCUUAAUGUCAGAAUGGCUUCCCACUUCACUGUUGACGUCUUCAAAAAGAUCCACUCUGAACUGUAUGAGUUUUAAAACUAUGGAGUGUAGUGCCACCAGGAUUGAUAUGACUUUUAACGUAAUUAAUUAUUAAAAGGUUCUCUUUGCAGCUUUCUCAAAGAGAAAUGAACGCUCCCUUUUGUGGUUAUGAACAAACUUUCAAGCCCAUUUAAAAUGUUUUUUUUUUACAAAUUGAUACAAUCACUAAUUUUGGGAUCGAAAAUUGAAUUAAAAAAAUACAUUUGUCUUUUUUUUUUUUUUUUUUAAAUCUAUCAAUUCAUUGCUUUGGAAUUCAACACUGUUAAAGUCUAUAACUAAUCUCCUGGCACUUUUUACACUCCAUACAAAACGUCAACAGUGACCUGAGAGGAAGUCUGGGGGUGUGUGUGACAGAAAGAGGGGGGUGUUCUGGAAUAAAGAGUGUAGCUGGGGAUAUGGAAGUGGUUUUGGUUUGGAGUGGUUAUUCUAGAGCUCUGUUUGUCACUUUGUUCCUUUUCUUUGACUGCCAGGAAGCGCAUGUCAUAGUGUAAGCUGGAAACAGAUUCUCACCCAUUAUAUAGGCUGUAUCAUAUUCUUGACCCUGACUUUUGUUUAAUAUGAUUAUUACUUGUGACUGUUUCAAUGGUGUUUUUGGACUCAGUAAAAACCAUAGUCAUAUGUUAGCACUACUGCUACGUCUCCAUAUUGUUUUAAGGGAUGAAUAUUUAGAAGGAAAUGAAAUGUUAGUGUUGCUGUCCAUUCAUUGCACCCCAAAUUAAGUUUGCAUGGAGUCUCCUGAAUACUGACUAGCCAACAGCCUCUCAAUGCAGUAAUACUCAGAGUCCUAGCUGCCUGUGUACUGAAUGUUUUCUCUGGUGGAACAUUCCUCCCACGCAUGCCCUCCACUGUGUUGUCUCCACAGACCCAUCAUGCAUGCUGCCUCCUUCAGGUUCUGGGCAUUAAAGCCAAGAUAUGCAACAUUUCUGUUGGAGAUGCUAGCCGUUAGCCCCCCACACCCCCUCAGUUGGUUGAUGAGCUGUCAGCUAGCCUGAGGCUAAGCUAUGCACCAAGGUUAUUAUAGUUAACGAAAACUAACAAAAUAACAAAAAGUAGAAUUGAAAAAACAUUUUCGGUAACUGAAAUAAAAAUAAAAACGAUAACUAACUGAAACUGUAUUUUGUGGUUACAAAACUAACUAAAAUUAUAGUGAAAAUGACUUUUUUCAUACGUAAACUUUUUGGUUGAUAUGAAAUCUAUUUCAUCUAUCUGGUUUAUGACUUAAUAAACUUAUUGGGGCUGAGAUGGAUCAGACAAAGGAAAUAAAGGCAACAUUUACUGUGACUUUUUUGAAUCUCGCACCCAACAAAUACCCCGUUACAAAAAAACUAAAACUAAUAAAAACUAAACUAAAGCUAAGCAUUUUCCAAAAAAUAAAAACAAAUUAAAACAAGCAAACUCACUCUAAAACAGUUAAAACUAACUGAAUUUGAAAACAAAAAUUGACAACGAAAUUAAAAGUAAUGAAAAAUCUAAAACUAUUGUAACCUGGGUAUGCAGAAUCUGUAAAGGCGCUAAAGAAGCACAGUGAGUGUGAUGGGGGUCCGGACUGAGACUGAAAAUGUUAUUAUGCAUCCUGUUUAUUUAUUUGAAUGUGGAGAAGUUGCAUAUUGUAGCUUUAAGGUGUCAUUCUCAUCUAGCAGCUACUGCAGCACAUUUGUGUCACAUGUUUGAUUUCCAUUUAUUCAGUUUAUUUAAAGGGUCACUUCAACCAAAUGACACACUGUGCUCUGCCUGUCAGACUGUUAACCUCCGACCCAAUACCACAAAAACUCCUAUCCCGUCCCAAAGCCAUGACAUAGUCACGAAAAGAUUCCUGUCCCAUCCCAAUCCUGGAAAAAUGCCCUUUCUAAAUGGCACAAAAACAUUUUUUUUUAAAUUAAAAAAAAAAACACAUUCCCCAGGGGUUCCUUUCCUUUUUUUUUCCAAUAAUGACCACUUUUGGAGGGUUGAAGGUAUUUAUUUAUAUAUUAAAACUGACCUAUUGUAAUGAGUCCUGUGUUACCCGCUCCUGUUGAAUUUUUGUAAUUUAUUUUAGCCAGUGUCUCGUCCCAGCCUUGUAAAAAAACAGUUAAAUUGACUCCCAUGACACACAGGAUUCCUGAGAAAAAAAGUCCGCCUCUACUGCUCCCAACAUUAAAUAAUGAGUCAGCACUUUUAUUCGGAACUGAUCUUCUGCAGUUCCAAGGAGAAGUGGCCGCAAUGAUCAGCACAAACUCCAUUAACAUCCAUGUGUAAAUUAGAUCCGAAGACAUUUUGGCUGAGGUGACCCUUUAAUGUUCUACAGCUAUCUUCACACUUCACCAUGCACAGCACCUUGAUGUUCAGGAGAGGCAGUGUUAGCUGUGUCAGUGUGCUGCCAAGGAUAAACGCGUCACUACGUUCAGAUUCCUAGUUAGCGUCUUUCUUUAGAGUGUAAUAUAUAACAUGAAUAAAAGCAUGUUGCUUUUCUCUGCUUCCUGUCUGUCUGUCUAUCCCGUGUUUUCAUCAGGUAUGGAGUGUGUGGCAGCAGUGUGUUUGACCUCGUGUCUCUGGAGAGUCUUGUUUUUGCUUCGGACUCUUUACUGGUUUCUAGACGUUGUUCACUAACAUCAGCUCUGUUUUGUGUUAGCUAUGACUUUGGUUCUGAUUUUUGAAGCUUGGGAAAUAUGUUGCAGGAAAAAUAAGAAAACUGUUUAAAAAAAAAAAAGAAAAAAAAGUAUGUGGUCUCUGUACUGAUGUCAAAGUGAAAUUAAUAAAAACACGUCAAAGGAC
Messenger RNA from Centropristis striata (black sea bass), 8164 nucleotides. It is a transcript of the gene rtn3, whose product is annotated as reticulon 3. Gene Ontology annotation, cellular component: postsynaptic density; neuron projection. The coding region runs from base 479 to 4114 and encodes 1211 amino acids. The transcript has 9 exons. Gene Ontology annotation, biological process: endoplasmic reticulum tubular network formation; brain development; neuron differentiation. NCBI's taxonomy places the organism in Eukaryota, Metazoa, Chordata, Actinopteri, Perciformes, Serranidae. The record is from RefSeq and is a predicted model, not a curated record.